This is a messenger RNA of Dermochelys coriacea (leatherback sea turtle), 6020 nucleotides long. RefSeq names its product solute carrier family 1 member 1 (gene SLC1A1). The transcript is spliced from 12 exons. Bases 205 to 1788 code for a protein of 527 amino acids. NCBI's taxonomy places the organism in Eukaryota, Metazoa, Chordata, Testudines, Dermochelyidae. The record is from RefSeq and is a predicted model, not a curated record. Gene Ontology annotation, cellular component: plasma membrane. Gene Ontology annotation, biological process: L-glutamate transmembrane transport. Gene Ontology annotation, molecular function: L-cysteine transmembrane transporter activity; glutamate:sodium symporter activity; L-glutamate transmembrane transporter activity.
GCCUCCGGCCAGGGGGCGCCUGGGUGCAGGGCUGGCGAGGCGGGAGCGCGGCCAGGUGCGUCUGUCUCCUGCCUCCGCCCCACGCUCCCUCCUCCCGCGCCGGGGAGCCGCAGAGCGCGGCAGCGGCAGGAGCAGGAGGCGCCGAGCUCCCAGCGCAGCCGCUCGCCCCGCGCACCCCGCCGCAGCUCAGCCCGUGCCGCCGCCAUGGCGAGGAAAGGCCGGAGGGGCUGCGACUGCCGGCGCUUCCUGAGGAACAACUGGCUGCUGCUCAGCACGCUCUGCGCCGUGGUGCUGGGUAUUGGGGUAGGAGUUCUAGUACGAGAAUAUGGCAAGCUCUCCAACCUGGACAAGUUCUACUUUGCAUUUCCUGGAGAAGUUCUGAUGAGAAUGCUCAAACUCAUCAUUCUACCCUUGAUCAUAUCAAGCAUGAUUACAGGUGUUGCUGCUUUGGACUCCAGUGUUUCUGGGAAGAUUGGUUUGCGUGCCGUUGUAUAUUAUUUCUGCACUACAGUCAUAGCUGUAAUUCUAGGGAUUGUGCUAGUUGUGACCAUAAAACCUGGGGUGUCUCAGAAAGUUGAUGAAAUUGACAGAACGGGCAGCACCCCUGAAGUCACGACGGUGGAUGCAAUGCUAGAUCUGAUUAGGAAUAUGUUCCCAGAAAACCUCGUCCAGGCUUGUUUUCAACAGUAUAAAACCAAACGUGAAGAAGUGAAACUUACAAGUGAACUGGAAAAAAACAGCACCGCGGUUACAGAAGAGCCUGUCACAAUUGUCAUGACAACAGAGGCUUUGGAAAACAAAACCAAAGAAUACAAAAUAGUGGGCAUGUAUUCCGAUGGCAUUAAUGUGCUGGGCUUGAUUGUCUUUUGUCUUGUCUUUGGAAUUGUUAUUGGGAAAAUGGGAGAAAAGGGACAAGUCCUAGUGGAUUUUUUCAAUGCACUGAACGAUGCUACAAUGAAAAUUGUUCAGCUAAUCAUGUGGUAUAUGCCACUUGGCAUUUUGUUCUUGAUUGCUGGGAAGAUAAUAGAAGUUGAGGACUGGGAAAUCUUUCGCAAACUGGGUCUUUAUAUGGCAACAGUACUAAGCGGACUUGCAAUCCAUUCCGUUGUAGUUCUGCCACUGAUCUACUUAAUAACAGUAAGGAAAAACCCUUUUCGGUUUGCCAUAGGGAUGGCUCAGGCACUUCUGACAGCCCUCAUGAUCUCCUCCAGUUCAGCAACUUUGCCUGUCACCUUUCGCUGUGCAGAAGAAAAAAACCAUGUCGACAAAAGAAUUACCAGAUUUGUUUUACCAGUCGGAGCUACAAUCAACAUGGAUGGAACAGCACUCUAUGAAGCCGUGGCAGCUGUGUUUAUUGCACAGCUUAAUGACUUAGAUUUGGAUGUUGGCAAAAUAAUUACCAUUAGUGUCACAGCGACUGCAGCCAGCAUCGGGGCUGCAGGGGUCCCCCAGGCUGGACUAGUCACCAUGGUGAUUGUGCUGAGUGCAGUUGGGCUACCUGCUGAAGAUGUUACCCUUAUCAUAGCAGUUGACUGGCUUCUGGAUCGGUUCAGAACAAUGAUAAACGUCCUUGGAGAUGCCUUUGGUGCAGGGAUUGUGGAGAAGCUCUCUAAAAGAGAGCUAGAGCAAAUGGAUGUCUCUUCUGAAGUCAACAUAGUCAAUCCUUUUGCCUUGGAAACAACAAUCCUCGAUAAUGAUGAACCGGAGACCAAGAAAUCCUACAUCAAUGGAGGUUUUGCCGUAGAUAAAUCUGACACCAUAUCAUUUACCCAGACAUCACAGUUCUGAAGCCUACAGUUCCACUGACACUGAAGGAUAAUUAAGAAAAAGCUAAUAACAAACUUGAGUAUAUUUAAUUUAAUACACAGACUUCUGGUUUUUUCCCCCCACUGUUUGGAUUCACAGCAUUUGGUCCCUGUGGACAAGUUGAUUAGAAGGCAUUAAGGCAAGUUGUAAAAUAUGUCAUUUUUUAAUCAUGUAAAAUGGAUGAGGCUUUGGAAUAUCUGUUUGGAAUCAUCUAGCUCAUAAGCUGGAUGUUAGAAAACCAGGCCAGUGAAAUGAAGCAUAUGUGCUUCUCUCGGGCAAACUGCAGUGUUUCACACCUCUCUUCCAUUCUGCCACUCUGUGUAUGGAAUUCUUGUUAAUAUUUUUGCCUUUCACAUUUUUACAAAUGACACUGCAUAUAAAACACCUACUGUAACUUGAUAAUGUGCCAAAUUGUUCACUUCUGCAGCUAAUUUGAACAACACAUGGGGCAAACGGUUUUAGAAAGAAAACAGGCCUUAAGGGUUCUGCAAUAAGUGUUUUAACAUUUAUGAGGUUUUACGUUGCUUUUACUUUAAGCUUUAUGGAUGUUAGAAGUUAUUGGUCAAGGAAAAGCUUCUAAUGUUAUAUAGUUGAUUCCCCCCCCCUUUCCCCCUCCCCCAUGAAUCCACCAGAGAGCAGAACUGAACUCUGCGGGUAAAGCAAAUUGCUACAGGUUUGCUCUUCUUAUACUUGAAUAAAUUAUUGCAAAGUGAAACUCUCUGCCAACUUAGGUCCAUUUUGAUAGUUUAUUAAAACAUCUCCAUUGGAAGUAGCAAGAAGACAGCUUUGGUAUUGUCCAUUUUUUAUUUUAGCCUACUAUUUCUCAGCUGCAGGGCAGGCGGAGAUCAGGAAGAUGAAAAUAGCUACUCAUAGGGUGACUUCCAAAUCUUUUCUGUUCGGAAAAAGAACAUAAUAUCAAAUGUAGAUGAGAUUAGUUUGUUUGCUCCUUGGUUUAAUUUCUUUGUUGAGCAUGUGUAAUUUUGCAGCUGCAAAAGCCCUAGGCCCCAUCAUUUCAGUGCCAAGCCCUACCUGCUAAAUCGUACUAAGGAACCCAUAUGUUCCAGUGACUUGUUAUACAAAGUGACAACAUCACCAUGGGCUUCUUCAUAAACAUAUUCCAUAAUGUCAAGCAUUCUAUACCAUGCUGGAUAUGAUAUUUCCAUGGUGCAACAUCAUUCCCCAGAGGGAGGAAUCGCUGUUAAGAACAAACUGUUUGCCUUGCACAUCUAUGUCAUGUCGACCAACUGACUUGCAAGGCAAAUUGAAAUUCAUACCCAAGAGUCUCUUUCUUAAAUAAGCUUGUAGUAAAUAUAAAAUUGCAUUUACAUGCUGUCAAAAAUAUUCAAGUUCCUGGAUUGUUAGAUAGUAAAUUCAAUCCUACACUUUUGUAUUUAUGUAAACCGGGAAAUGUGCCAAAGAGAACUGAGAAGAAAAUAAUCCUUAUGGUAGGUUUUGAUAAAUUGCACCUUAAAUUAAAUCAGUGAGACAUAAGCCUGUAUGUAUUUAAAAUAAACAUUGUAAACUAUGACACAGUGUGACUCUAAAGUAAAAAUACUGAUAUGUUUAUACAAAAUAAAGGAGUGUACAAAUUAAGUAAAUCAAUGCUUUACCAUGUGCAGAACUAGUAUAUAAAAUCUUCAUUUGUACAGCUUUGUUAAUAGGAGAAAAAACCCACCAGUUUCCAUAGUUAUCUAUCGUGUGCUUUGCUUUUUUAUUUUAAUUUUAUUUUAUUUUAAAGUCUUUUUAUUUACCAGCUUCUUUUAAGGCACUAUGGAUACUGUUCCCAUUGUGAUCUAAAUAAAUAUUUAUUUAUUUCAUUCCUUCUCCAUCCUACCAUCCUCUCUUCAUCCCUCUGUGGAAUUCUGUAUUUCUCCUGUUAUGGCAGGAAAAAACAGAUGAACUGCUAAUACACUACUAAAUCGCUUUUGCUGGCGACACAUUUGUAGUUUUACCAUGUAUGGAUUGCCCUUUUCAGUAAGGAAGGCAGACUGCUCCUUCAGGGGCCCAAUCUUAAGAAGGCAAGCAAAGCCUUUACCUACAGAGGGACUGGAAAAGGAUCCUCCUAUCCAAAACAUGCUUUAGCACCAAGGAUCCCGUGCAGCCAACCUGCAACUGAUGCUACUAGGUAUGAGGAGCUGCAGCACCAGACAAGCUAUCCAUAUUCUGAAGAUAUUGUUAAGUCCAGGGAUACCUGUCCUCAUGAAAUUUUGGUCACAUAGCUUUUUAGUGUGUGACCCACCAAGUGUGAGCCAAGUGCUUGCCUUCUCCCUUCACAUUAUCCUGCAGAGAUUUCACAGCAGAAUUUAUUUCCCUUGCAUGCUGGUGUGGAUACCUUCUUCCAGGAUUCUCCACAGAUCUGGCCCCCCACACAAGAAGAACAGAAUGUUACUGCUGCCUUAGGCCCUUAUGCAGCUUUGCAAGCAACCUCAGGAUUGGACCCAAUGUUCUUUAAGUAGCACACAUGGUUUUAGCCAUGCUAUUUCCACUGAAAUCGGUAGGAGUCACGUGUUCAAAAUCAUACACAACUCUUAAAACUCUUCAGGCUGGAUUGUCCAAAUUUAGUGACACAUUUAUGUAAAUUUUAGAAGAUAAAAAUGAAGCCACACAAACAUGACAUGUGCUAUUUGACUAUAUCUGUAUCUUCCUUGAGAAGAACAGAAACCGCUUAUUGUUUAAGUGCAGCAGCAAAAAACCCCAAACUAACAGCUUUAUCAUUCCUCUGGAUUACAGGGGUUCAGGCCACAUUGGACCACCAGAUUGCAUCUGGACACCCCUCCUUUAGAAUGCUGUGUGUGUGUGUGUGUGUGUGCACAUAGGUGCAUGUACGCACAACACCAAUGCCUAAGCAGUUCUGCUGAGGGAAUGGGGCCAUGUUCCUAAUGUUACUUUGUAACUGCUAAUGCUAGCUCUACCAUGGAGCAGCGGUUCUCUGUCCCUCCUACGUUGCAGCUGGUAUCUGAGCAGGUGUGCAAAGGGGCGGUCUGGCUUAGGGAUGUAAAUAUCAGUUUAAACAGUUAAUCAGUUAAACAAUUAAAAUUAUAUCAUUUAACCGGUUAAGCAUUAACUGACGUCGCUCCGGUGGUAGGCCAGCGCAGAGGGGCAAGGAUUGGGAACCCACUGAGUUUGGGGCCACUCCAGCCUGCCUGGCCUGGCACAGCCAGGGCAGCUGGGGUCCCACCGGCCCACUCAGCGGGGGCUACUCCAGCCCAGCAGGGCCCUGGCCAUGGACCUGCUGGCCGGCCCAAUGUGGCCACCCAUAGGGGUUAAUGGUUAAGGUCCAGUUAAAGUAAGCCUAAUGCUUACCGGUUAACCUUUUACAUCCCUAGUCUGGAUGUGGAGUAGAGGGGAGAAAAGCUCUUGGCAACCUCCCUUCAUGUGCAUCUGUGAAGGGCCAACCACAAUUAGCAUGGAAAGUGGAGCGAUAACCUAGAGAGCAUUCAGUUAGUAAACACAGUAUUACUGCAACAUUUCUACAGCCUGGCCAUCAUUAUCACCACUUUCAACAACAUCAAAAUGGCACCCGUGCAAGCUUUGUUUUAUUUUAAUAAUAGAAAGAAAAUACAAAUAUAUUUUAAAUAAUAAAGAAAGAAGAGUGGGGGCUAUCAUGGAUUUUCCUAUGACCAAUUCCUGGCUCCACUGAAGUCAAAGGAAUAACUCCCACCAGCUUCACUGAAACCCAGCAAUUACCAUCUAAAGAACCAUAUUUUGCCCUCCAUUUUCAUACAGAAGUUCCCGUUGAAACUGAGUUGUGCCUAAAAACAGGUCAGAAUGUGACCCAGAGGAAUUUGCUCAUCCCAUUUAGCCUUGACAACUAAAAGAAAGUGGCAAAUACCAUUCUAAACAAAGCCUUUUUCUCUCUUCCAAGUCUGCUUCUUUUCUCAUCUCCACCACUUUUACUCCUACAUUGCUCCAUUGGCUUAAGUGGCAUUGCCAGUGACGUAUGGUGGUGUAAGUCAGGAGGAAAAUCAGGCACAUAGACUUUCACACAGUAACACACACACACAUACACACAAUCUGUGCACUGCUUCUGCCUGAGAAUACGUCUCCAGGGUACACAGAGAAGGGUGAAAGAAGGAGAAGCACAGUAGAACUAGAGCAUUUCAGUCUAACCCUAAAUUGUAAGUGUAUCACCACAUAACCAGUCGUGGAAUCCCUCUGUAUCAAGCACUUGAUUUGUUACUGUCGUUCCAACAUGCUGAGAGCAAUUAUUAAAU